AGAGCGCGUGGGGCCGUGUGCAAACCGCGUGUGGCGCAGCCAGAAGGGACCCGGGAGCGGGCGGCCAGAGCCGGGGCGAGCGAGCGAGCGGGGCCUACGGUCGGGCGGCUGCCGCGGCUGGGUCGAGGGUCCGCAGGCAGGUAAUCUGCAGCCAUGAGCAGCAACGAAUGCUUCAAAUGUGGCCGUACCGGCCACUGGGCUCGGGAGUGCCCUACUGGAAUUGGCCGUGGUCGUGGGAUGAGAAGCCGUGGCAGAGCAGGCUUCCAGUUCAUGUCUUCAUCUCUCCCGGACAUUUGUUACCGCUGUGGUGAGUCUGGCCAUCUUGCCAAGGACUGUGAUCUUCAGGAGGAUGAAGCCUGCUAUAACUGCGGUAGAGGUGGCCAUAUUGCGAAGGACUGCAAGGAGCCGAAGAGGGAGAGAGAGCAGUGCUGCUACAACUGUGGCAAACCUGGCCAUCUGGCUCGUGACUGUGACCAUGCAGAUGAGCAGAAGUGCUAUUCUUGUGGAGAGUUUGGACACAUUCAAAAAGACUGCACCAAAGUGAAAUGCUAUAGGUGUGGUGAAACUGGCCAUGUAGCCAUCAACUGCAGCAAGACCAGUGAAGUCAACUGCUAUCGCUGCGGCGAGUCAGGGCACCUUGCACGGGAAUGCACAAUUGAAGCUACAGCCUAAUUAUUUUCCUUUGUCGCCCCUCCUUUUUCUGAUUGAUGGUUGUAUUAUUUUUCUCUGAAUCCUCUUCACUGGCCAAAGGUUGGCAGAUAGAGGCUACUCCCAGGCCAGUGAGCUUUACUUGCCGUGUAAAAGGAGGAAAGGGGUGGAAAAAUCAACUUUCUGCAUUUAACUACAAAAAAUGUUUAUGUUUAGUUUGGUAGAGGUGUUAUGUAUAAUGCUUUGUUAAAGAACCCCCUUUCCGUGCCACUGGUGAAUAGGGAUUGAUGAGUGGGAAGAGUUGAGUCAGACCAGCAAAACCCUCUCUGGGUUACAUGGAAGUGAUCCUAUGCAGGAGGAAAGAAAUUCUGGAAGUGUCUAAACUUCCUCAUAACUUUAAUUUUAUUACAAUGGCCUUGGAUUGUCUGACCUCAGUAGCUGUUAACACCAAGUAAUAUCUGUAUCAGGCCCUACCUAGAGCAUAUAGCUGAGUGGGAGUAAAUAAACAAGAUGCACAUGCCUGUUAAUGGCCAUGAGAGAGAGAGAGAAAUCAGGAAUAAACUUAAAAGUAACAGUAAUUCAGUCAGUGAAUGUUCAUGUUGGAGAUACAGAACGUAAUGGGAAGCUUUUGAAUAAAUACUUCAAAGUAAAUCUGAAACCCAGACAUCAGUGCUCAUAGCAUAUACAAUUUGGAGCUAUUCAGGAGUUGCAAAUAAAUGCAUUUUCACAGAAAUCAAGAUGUUAUUUUUGUAUACUAUAUCACUUAGACAACUGAGUUUCAUUUGCUUGUAAUCAGUUUUUAAAGUAAGAUGGUAAAAGCAAUUGAAGUCCUAGAACAUAGAAAAUGUAAUUUUAAACUAUCAAUAAAGCUGGAGGAGGAAGGGGAGUUUGGCUAAAGUUCCUUUUGUUUAUUUUUGGUUUUCAUGUACACAGUGCAAAAUAACAUUAAAAAGGGGUAUGUGGAGGUGUAAA
Tyto alba (common barn owl) is the source of this 1620-nucleotide messenger RNA. RefSeq names its product CCHC-type zinc finger nucleic acid binding protein (gene CNBP). NCBI's taxonomy places the organism in Eukaryota, Metazoa, Chordata, Aves, Strigiformes, Tytonidae. Gene Ontology annotation, biological process: positive regulation of cytoplasmic translation. Gene Ontology annotation, cellular component: cytoplasm. The record is from RefSeq and is a predicted model, not a curated record. Bases 154 to 672 code for a protein of 172 amino acids. Gene Ontology annotation, molecular function: mRNA binding; translation regulator activity; single-stranded RNA binding. The transcript has 5 exons.